Phyllopteryx taeniolatus (common seadragon) is the source of this 1776-nucleotide messenger RNA. Its product is annotated as transmembrane protein 163a. The record is from RefSeq and is a predicted model, not a curated record. The transcript has 8 exons. Gene Ontology annotation, molecular function: zinc ion binding. The coding region runs from base 116 to 958 and encodes 280 amino acids. Lineage: Eukaryota; Metazoa; Chordata; Actinopteri; Syngnathiformes; Syngnathidae. Gene Ontology annotation, cellular component: synaptic vesicle membrane.
CCUCUCCUUUCCACUCCUCUCCUCCCCGUGCCUCCUGGUCUGCCACCGUCCGCAGCUCUCACGCGGGUGUGACAUUUUCCGAGCGCCUCAUAGGAGUCCCAAAACAGCGCGCGACAUGACGGACUCCAAACCGCCGGACUCGGCCGCAGCAGAGGAGCCCACGGCAGCAAACGACUCCCCCAAGCAGCGAGAAGAAGACCACCAGCGUCAUCAGGCCAGCAACGGCGGUCAGGGAGAGCUGAUCAAGAUGGACCAGGAGAUGAGGAUUACCGAGAGCAUGGAGGACGGAGGUCUUCUGGAGAGCAGCAUGCGCCUGAAACCACACGAAGCACAAAGCUAUCGCAAAAAGGCCCUCUGGGUUUCCUGGGCGUCCAUCGGGGCGACGAUCAUCCUGGCCAUUGCCGCCUUCACUGUCUCUAUCAUGCGACACAGCGCUUCUGCUUUUGGAUUUGCUUUUGAUGCAACGCUGGAUGUCCUGUCCUCGGUCAUUGUGCUGUGGCGUUACAGCAAUGCUGCAGCCGUCCACUCAGCUCAUCGGGAAUACAUAGCCUGCCUUAUCCUGGGUGUGAUCUUCAUCUUGUCAUCCUUGUGCAUAAUGGGCAAGGCAAUCCAUGACCUGGCCACCAAGCUGCUGCCUGAAGUGGAUGACCUCCUCUUCAGUGUCUCCAUCGUCAGUGGCGUGGUGUGCAUCUUCCUGGCCGUGAUCAAGUUCAUGCUGGGAAAGGUGCUCACAAGUCGGGCCCUCAUCACGGACGGCUUCAACUCUCUGGUGGGGGGCAUUAUGGGCUUCUCCAUCCUCAUCAGUGCAGAGGUGUUCAAGCAUGAGCCCAUGGUGUGGUACCUAGAUGGGACAAUAGGUGUCCUCAUUGGCCUUAUAAUCUUGGCCUACGGAGUCAAGCUGCUGCUGGACAUGAUCCCACGAGUGAGACAAACAAGGAACUACGAGCGCUUUGAGUAACGCUACGCCGUCUGACGGCUCACAGUGGAGAAGAUGUGGACAAAGAGGGAGGGACUGGAGAGACAAAGGGUCUGGUCUACACAGCACCCCCCAACCCACCCUUGCCAGAGACUCUCUGCAGAACCUGUGUGCCGAUACCAACAUUCUCUCCAUUCAAUUAUUUGAACUGUAUGGUAGAUGUUGGCCAUUUUAGAAUGUAGUGUACAGGUAUAUCAACGUUCUUGAUGAGGUUGAUCAUGAUGCCUCGUUAUUUCAAUAAGACGAGGGGACUGACAGACAGGGCUGCUGGGACAAAUGUACACAAACUGCUUUGCGAGAAAUUUGCCAGCAGUUGAUUCCCCAGUGCAGCAGGUCAUGAUAGAGUCAGCCCACAGCAGGAGUCAAACUGCAACAUGAAUGUAAAGAAUUAUGCAGGUCUGCUACCUUCAAAGAAUGACAUUUUCAUGGUGGGACCAGUGACUGUAACUGAAUGUACACAGUCUACCAUUAAUCCUAUUUGAUAAGAAAAGGAAGGAGUUUUGAUGAAAAGUAGUUGUAGCCAAAUAGCGUAAACAGUUUUUCUGCCUCUUUUCUGUGUGCAAUUCGGUAUUUUGGGUACAUGUAUUUAAUUGGAACUCUACAUGAGAAGAAUUUGUAUAAUACGUAUUGUUCUGUGCCUGUGUUCUAAAUGUAGACAUAACAGUUUUGACAAAUGACAACUAACCUGCUGGAGAGCCUACUGCUGAAUCUCAACAGUAAAUAACUCAUCGGUUCUGCUGUAAUGUCAAAUGUUUCACCAGUCGGAGAGUUUUUUUCACAGAAAAAAAAGGUUUAUUUAA